This is a messenger RNA of Nematostella vectensis (starlet sea anemone), 2207 nucleotides long. RefSeq names its product mitochondrial glycine transporter B. Gene Ontology annotation, cellular component: mitochondrion; mitochondrial inner membrane. Gene Ontology annotation, biological process: glycine import into mitochondrion. Gene Ontology annotation, molecular function: glycine transmembrane transporter activity. The coding region runs from base 347 to 1192 and encodes 281 amino acids. The record is from RefSeq and is a predicted model, not a curated record. The transcript is spliced from 7 exons. NCBI's taxonomy places the organism in Eukaryota, Metazoa, Cnidaria, Anthozoa, Actiniaria, Edwardsiidae.
ACACGUUUUACAUGGUGUAAUUUCUGUUGCGAAAAAAAAAACAACUUGAGUUUAAACGAAAAAGAAAGUCGAACGAGUAGGUUUUUCUUGCAAUGGUCGGCGUUAGAUUCGUAAUUAUCCACGACAAAGGCGUCCGCACGUCUGUCCUCAACUGGCGAAACCGGGAGGAAGUGUCCUAAAUUUUGGAUUUUCUGUUCGUUGUUCUGUUUGCGCGCUUGUAUCUCUGUGACUAUGGGCCUGUCCGUGAGUCAUUGCCUCGGCUAAAGUGGAAGCCGACGGUGAUAAGCUUAUAUUUAACAUUGAAAGGAAAGAAAAGGUAACAUCAAGAAAGAAAGGAGAGGAAGCAAUGAAGCAAAAGACAUCACUCCCCACUGCUUUUAUGGCUGGCGCCUUCAGUGGUACAUGUUCUACCAUACUAUUCCAGCCGUUGGAUCUUGUGAAAACAAGGCUUCAAACUAGAGCCAUCGCCAGCGGGAAUGGCGGCAUGUUCUACACUUUCUAUACUGUGUUUCGCGCUGAUCAUGUUGCCGGUUUAUGGAGAGGACUAACACCGUCCAUCUACAGGUGUGUGCCUGGAGUAGCCAUGUACUUCACCUCUUUGCAUGGUCUGAGCUCCUUCGUAAGUGAGGACCCGUCGCCUCUCCAGUCCAUAGUGCUAGGGGCAACUGCACGCACCAUCGCAGGGGUGUGUAUGAUGCCUGUGACUGUAGUCAAAACAAGAUAUGAGAGUGGAAAUUUUAACUACACAAGUAUGAGACAGGCACUUGUCUCGAUCUGGACGAACGAGGGUGGACGGGGCUUGUACAGUGGCCUGGUAGCCACAGUAGCCCGUGAUGCGCCAUUCUCUGGUCUUUACCUCAUGUUCUACACACAAAUCAAAAGACGGGCGAAGGGGCUGUUGCAAGUGGGGGAUUUAACUUCAGGGCAAAACUUUAUAUGCGGCAUUAUGGCAGGUGCCAUGGCAUCUGUUGUCACCCAGCCCGCUGACGUCGUCAAGACGCGCUUACAAAUGAACCCUUACAUGUACCCUAGCAAUAGAGCUGCAGUAGUUGCCAUAAUUGAAGCAGGUGGUAUAGAGGGCUUGUUCAGAGGGCUAGUGCCGCGAACUGUUCGUCGAACACUUAUGUCUGCUAUGGCUUGGACCAUUUAUGAAGAGGUCUCAAGAUAUUUUGGACUGAGAAAGCACAAAUAAACAGUGUCAUCUCUAAACAAGUUGAUUGAGAAAAGUCCAAUCAACCAGUUGUUUUAUACUGAUGCAUUAUGAUGGGAAGUUAGCACAGCAUAGAAAUUUAAAUUUAGAAACAUUGAAAAGGAAGCUGGUUCUAUGACUUUAACAGGAACCAAAGCAAGUGGAGACAAAAAUUAAUUCAUAAUGUUUGUACAUAGAACAUCUAACAAAUAUUACUGAAAAUUUAAUUACAGUGUGACCUAGAAAACCAUGAAUGUCUAGAAAUAUUUUCUACCACCAUGCCUAUCAAAGUUGUCGAACCAAAUUUCAGAAUUUGUUUAUGGAGUUCUUUCCAGUGAAAAGAAAGGAUAUUCAAGAAACAAUUCAUGGUUUUACUGGUCACAGUGGGUUGUUUGGCAUAGGUUGAAACAAGAAGUUUGAUGUAGGAUACUUUUGCCUGACAUAUAGUCUUACGCUAGAAACAAAUGUCUGCUGUGUCUAUCUCUUGCUUUACAAGGAUAAGCAAUGCUAUUUGAAUUAUUCAUGGAGCUGGCAUCCAUGACACCAUUGCAAGAAAAACGUUUGGCUGCUAUUUUGAAAAAAAAAUAUUCUCAGGGGGACUUUGUAUUAACAAUCUUUAUCCUAAAAGAAUGAUUUCUCCAAAAAGGUUUUUUUUUUUAAAUCUGGACAUGGAUUUUGAGUCCAUAUUUUGAUUAAGCUUCAAGACUAAGACAGAAUCUACUUAUAAAGUUGUACAGUGCACAGAUUAUUUAGGUAGGAAACCAAGCAUAUUUAUUCUAAUUUCCCUGUGGCUUUGUAUUAGUUUUGAAGCUUUGACUGCCAUUGCCCACAUGGCCUAUUGAAAUGACUUUUUUCCUUUUUUUUUUAGCCAACAGUGAGGAAUAUAUAAAUCAACAGAAAUACAACUCAAAAAAAUGUUUUGUGGUGAUGUUUUUAGUAAUUUUAUUCCAAAUAACAUUUGUAAAUAGAAAAAAAAUUGAAACAGAGUAUUUUAAUGCAGUAAAAGUAUUGGGCAAAA